GUAGCGCACGUUGGUAAACUAACGAAUGCGAUAAACUGUGAACUAAACUUUAUAGGUGAUUGAUGAUGUAGUAAAGUUGUAAAUUGAUGCCUAAUUUUAAAAUGGCGUUUUAAAAAACAUUUUUAAUAAACUGUUACAAAGUUUAAAAAAAAUUUAUAUAAUGCAGUUAGUGUUUAAUUAAUUAUGUCUAGUAAUAAUAAGAGGAAAGAGAUACCAGCCGAAGUAGAUAUUAUACCAAUAAUAGACAUUGACAAAAAAAACGAAAAAACCGCAAAUAAUAAUUUUAAUAUGAGUGGUUUAGAUGAACCUAAAACGAUGCCAAAUAUUAAAUAUAUCGCUAGUCCACAUGAUCCACAUUUAAUUGCACGUGUGAAAGAGUUUUUGGAAUUAAAUGCAGAACAACGUCAAGUUGAUAUUGUUGAAAUGGCCGAUUAUUUACAAGCAAAAUAUAGAGAGUAUACCAGAAGGAAGCGUCGGCCAUUUCAAGCUUAUGUAAAGAAUGCUUAUGAAAUGCUGUUGGACGAGUAUAAACGACAAAAUGUAACAACGUCUUGGUCGGAUGAUGAAGAUGAUGAAGAGGAUGAUGAUGACGUUAUUGAAAAUGAAAAUCCGAGGUCCAAUCAUUUGAAUGAUGGUUUGAUGAAAUUGUAUCAACAAAAGUUAGUUCCACAGGGUGAAACAAUAAAUAUAACAAUAAGCAGUGACGAAGAGGAAGAAACUUUAGAAAAUGUUGAUCCUAAAAAAAGUGAUAAUAAUGGCUCGGAAGCAAGUAUCAAAUCUACAGAUCGUGAACCAGGUGAAAUUCCAAGAGGAUUAUGUAACAUUGAUAAGAGUUUGAAAGUGAAAGUAAUUGAAAGACUUCCUCAAUCAAACAAAGAAAUUGAUCGUAAAAGAAAAUUACCAUUAUCAACAUUGAGCCAGACCCCAGCAAAACGAAAACGAGAUCUGAACAUUGUUGAUUCAAAAACCACAUUCAAAGAUGUUGGAGGUAUUGACAAUAUUUUAGAAGAUGUUUGUAAACUACUCGUACACAUUAAAUACCCAGAAAUCUAUAGAAAAAUUGGUGUGACUCCACCACGAGGAUUUUUAUUACAUGGUCCACCAGGUUGUGGUAAAUCAUUAUUAGCCAAUGCAAUUGCCGGUGAACUUUCAGUUCCUUUAUUAAAAGUAGCAGCACCAGAAUUAGUUGCCGGUAUUUCCGGUGAAUCUGAAGAACGUAUACGAAAUUUAUUUGAACAAGCUGCUGAAAUUGCGCCAUGUGUUUUAUUUAUUGAUGAAGUUGAUGCAAUUACCCCAAACCGCGAACAAGCUCAACGUGAAAUGGAACGGCGUAUCGUUGCACAAUUAUUAUCAUGUUUAGAUGACUUAACUCAGCAUGAAAAUGGUGAUCGAGUAUUGGUAAUUGGAGCAACAAAUCGUCCAGAUGCUAUUGACCCGGCGUUGAGAAGAGCUGGACGAUUUGAUAGAGAAGUUACUAUGGGUAUUCCUGAUACUAAAGCUCGGGCAAAUAUUUUACGAGUUUUAUGUAAAAGCUUAAAACUUGAAUCUGAUUUUGAUUACAAUUCGUUGGCGUCACUAACACCAGGAUUUGUUGGAGCGGACCUGAUGUCAUUAGUACGUGAAGCUGCUAUGGUUGCCGUUGACAGGGUAAUUAAAGAUUUAAAAGCUACACCAACAAAAAAUGAGGAUGAUGUAGAAAGUGCCUCGGCAUCGGUAGUGGAAAAUGGUGAGGCAGCUAAAGAAUCCGAACCUAAAACACCUGUAGUACAAGAAAACAAAGAUGUAAAUAAUGAAAAUGUUGCAACAUCUUCUUCAGCGGAUACAAUACAAAAGUCUCGAAAUGAUGAAUUAGUUGAAUGGUUACAUAGUUCAGUUCAACUUACUGAAGAACAAUUAUCUGCUGUUCAUAUUGAAAGCACAGAUUUUCAGAAGGCUUUAAGUUCUGUACAACCAUCAGCAAAACGUGAAGGUUUUGCUACAGUUCCAGGCGUAACAUGGGAUGAUGUGGGAUCACUGAUUGAAAUCAGGGAAGAACUAAAAUUAGCGAUAUUGGCUCCGGUAAGACAUGCUGACCAAUUUGAAGCAAUGGGUCUAACAACACCAACUGGAGUUCUAUUAUGUGGACCACCGGGUUGUGGAAAAACAUUACUGGCAAAAGCGAUUGCGAAUGAAGCGGGUGUUAACUUUAUAUCUGUUAAAGGACCAGAACUUUUAAAUAUGUAUGUUGGUGAAAGUGAACGCGCUGUAAGAUUAUGCUUUCAACGAGCACGGAAUUCAGCUCCUUGUGUUAUAUUUUUUGAUGAACUUGAUGCAUUGUGUCCAAAACGUUCUGAAAAUAAUGAAAGCGGUGCAAGUAUGCGUGUAGUAAAUCAGAUGUUGACUGAAAUGGAUGGUGUUGAAGGUCGUCGAGGUGUAUUCUUAAUGGCUGCUAGCAAUAGACCAGAAAUUAUCGAUCCAGCUGUUUUACGACCCGGCCGUUUUGAUAAAAUUUUAUAUGUUGGUUUACCAACAGCCAAUGAUCGUGUGGAUAUAUUACGAGCUGUUACUAAAAACGGAACUCGACCUAAAUUAGCACCCGACGUUAAUUUAGAAUUGAUUGGUAGAUCUGAACAAUGUAAUGGCUACACAGGAGCAGAUUUAGCUGCGUUAGUACGUGAAGCUGGUGUACUAGCAUUACGAGAAUUUAUCAUAUCCGAAGGAAAAUCUGAUGGAAAUAAUAUAGCUGUAACUACAGCACAUUUUGAACAAGCUAUACGAAAAAUUCGACCAUCAGUCACUGAUAAGGAUCAAAAACAUUAUGAAAAAUUAAAAAAAAUAUAUUCAGUAACACAAGUACCAACGGAAGAGGAAAUUGAAGAUGUUCAAAUGGAUGAUGCUUGAAUAUAAUUAUCGAAUUAUUUGUACUUAGGAUUUUAAAUUUAUAUAU
This is a messenger RNA of Chrysoperla carnea, 2926 nucleotides long. RefSeq names its product nuclear valosin-containing protein-like (gene smid). The coding region runs from base 184 to 2880 and encodes 898 amino acids. Gene Ontology annotation, molecular function: ATP hydrolysis activity; ATP binding; preribosome binding. Lineage: Eukaryota; Metazoa; Arthropoda; Insecta; Neuroptera; Chrysopidae. The transcript is spliced from 7 exons. Gene Ontology annotation, cellular component: nucleus. Gene Ontology annotation, biological process: ribosome biogenesis. The record is from RefSeq and is a predicted model, not a curated record.